AUGUUGAGUCAAGUUGUGACCAAUCAAAUCGGGAAACAAGGAGGAGCUUCACAAGAAAGGGCUGAUACUUCGAUGAUUCGGGAAUUAUUGAGGAUGAAUCCCCAAAGCUUCAGUGCUUUGAGCACUACUGAGGAUCUGAAAAACAUUGUGGAAGAGUUGAAGAAGAAACAGAAGGGGCAUGCACAAUCAUCUUCUAGUGCACCUGCACCCAGAAACAAAGUUGAGUAUCAUGGUCAGAACUCCCGAGAUAGGCCUACAUAUUCACAGGGUAGUGUGGUGCAAGGAGGUAGCAAGCCUCCUGCUUGCGCUUAUUGUGCUAGAAAUCACUAUGGCAUAUAUCGAGAAGGCUCCGCAGAUUGUUUCAAGUGCGGUCAUACCGGUCAUUCCAUGAAAGAAUGUACCAAGAGUAAGUUAGAUGGUGGUAAUGAGGGCAAUAGAGCUCAAUCUUCAUUAGUUGCUCCACCAGAUAGAAGUGCACCUAAAGGAGCCACUUCUGGUACUUGGAAAAGGUUAAACUGUCUUUAUGUAAUCACUAGCCGCCAAGAGCAAGAGAACUCUCCAGAUGUUGUCACGAGUAUGAUGAAAGUAUUUACGUAUGAUGUUUAUGCUUUGUUAGACUGA
This is a messenger RNA of Solanum pennellii, 621 nucleotides long. RefSeq lists its product as uncharacterized. NCBI's taxonomy places the organism in Eukaryota, Viridiplantae, Streptophyta, Magnoliopsida, Solanales, Solanaceae. Bases 1 to 621 code for a protein of 206 amino acids. Gene Ontology annotation, molecular function: nucleic acid binding; zinc ion binding. The transcript is spliced from 2 exons. The record is from RefSeq and is a predicted model, not a curated record.